Molecule: messenger RNA, 2014 nt
Organism: Osmerus eperlanus (European smelt)
Lineage: Eukaryota; Metazoa; Chordata; Actinopteri; Osmeriformes; Osmeridae
Gene: tmem106c
Product: transmembrane protein 106C
Exons: 8
Coding region: 186-971 (261 amino acids)
Source: RefSeq, a predicted model, not a curated record
CACGGGAGUGAGUUUUCACAAUACAAAUUUCACUGGUUAAUAUUAUAGAACUGCUACAUUACAUGGAUAUGUAUACGGCAAGGCAUUCUGCGAUUGAGCACGUGACAGUUUGUGUCCGCUCGACAGCAGGGCUAGAUACCAGCUCGUGGAGAGCUGACUGAUCACCCGCGAGACAGCGUGCAGACAUGGGGACUCGCAUGUCCCGUAGCGGCAGCGCGCUUCUGUUGCUACCGGAGAACGGGGUCACGGGCCGGGAGAGCGGGGACAAGGAAAAUGACGACGACUCUCUAGACGGGCUGGACCGGCAAGAGGACAUCGCACAGUUCCCUUAUGUGGAAUUUACCGGCAGAGACAGCAUCACCUGCCCGACGUGCCAGGGCACCGGGCGCAUCCCGUCAGAGCAAGUGAACGAGCUGGUGGCGCUGAUCCCGUACAGCGACCAGAGACUGCAGCCCCAGAGAACGAAGUUGUACGUGGUGCUGUCAGCGGUGCUGUGCCUGCUAGCCUCCUUCCUGGUGGCAUUCUUCCUCUUCCCUCGCUCCGUCCUGGUGGAGGAUGAUGGGAUACGAUCCGUUAUCGUCAGGUUUGACCCUCCUAACAUGAAGGUCAUGAUGAACAUGACGAGCUCGCUGAACUUCAGUAACCCCAACUUCUUCACCGUGCUGGUGGACAGUGUGAGCUGCCAGGUGCUCUACAUGAAGACUGUCAUCGGAACUCAGCAGACAGACAACAUCCUGAGCAUCCAGCCACUCAGCCAGAGACAGGUGAACUUCACUGUCAGUGUGGAGAUCAGUGGCAGUGCCUCGUACGUCUAUGCGUUUUGUACCAUGGCCAGCAUCAAGGUUCACAACAUAGUGGUGUUCAUGCAGACCACUGUGAAGACCUCUUACAUGGUGAGGACAUCCCAGAACACUCUGGAAGCGUACCGCUACAUCGACUGUGGCUCCAACACCACCAUACAUCAGCUUUGACACACACCACCACACACCAGGCUGCCUGGGAUGGCUCGGACGCAGACACACACACCAAAGACUACACUCAAACACUACACACACUCUGCAUCUGACUGUAACCGAGGGCAACCCAUUGCUUGACGAUUCAGUAGACAGGAACAGUGUUCUGCUGUUGAUCCUGAGCCCUGCUGCCCGCGAGGCUAACUCAGGUACAGAUGGGCUGUUGCUGCUUGAUCUGCACCUUAAUACUUAUAGUUGAAACAUUUAAAUGUGUUAUUUAUACAGCGUGAGGGGGGCUGUGGGGCCUCUUGACUCUCCUCAGGAGCACCUAGUAUUGAAGCUGUCAGAGGGAGUACACACAACUACUGGUGGGGUGAGGGAGCUAGGAGGUGAGAGAGGCAGGGGUUGAGGGAGGCAGGGGGUAAGGGAGCUAGGAGGUGAGGGAGGCAGUGGAUGAAGGGGCUAGGUGCUAAGGGAGCUAGGUGGUAAGGGAGCUAGGAGGUGAGGGAGGCAGGAUGCUAUGAGUCAAGGGGUUUGUGUCUGAACAGCUUCCAGUUCUGCUGCUUGUUUUGCCGCUUAAUUCCUCCAGCCUCUCUCCUGCAUGGCCACGGUUAGGCUGACUUGAACUUAAACAGUUGUUGUUGCAAGUUUUGAGAAUUGAAGUGAUUUCAUUGGCCUUUGUUGAGUGAGGCAGGUAUGUUACUGCCUGGAUCUGGUCAGACAGGUCCUUCAUGUUUAGGACUGCUUAAAGAAGCAGUGACACUGGUCUGAGGUCAGAUCCUACAGAGGUCAGGAGGGCGUGUUCUUCACAGGAAGAGGAAAGUGUUAAUUCAAAGUGAUGAUUUUCAAAAUCUUCUUUUAAAAAGGGCUUUGAUUUGUAUUUGAUAUUGUUAGACUGCAUCUUGCUUUUUUGAAUAAGAUUUUGGAAAGAAAAUUGUGCUUGACUAUAAAAUAAGGGACUUGUUAAUUAAUAAACAUAUUUAAUACUUAUAACCAAUUGUUGUUUUCAUGUUGAUGAGGAUAAUUUAAAUAAAACAGCCAUUUGAUAUUUGGUACCACAA